UGAACAGAUUUACACCCCUUGAAGAAACCACUGUUCUAAUUUCUCCAAAUCUUCAUUUUUUCGUUAACUACAUCAGCGCAGCAAAGCUGGAAGGGAUCCCGUUGUUCAUGCUUAUCGUUAGAUACGUCACGGCGGCCUUACUGUUUGCCUUGGUUUUUUGGACUCUGGUCUUGGUGGGUCACUUGGCCUUCUGCCAUCUGGUCGAAUCGACGUAA
Physella acuta is the source of this 215-nucleotide messenger RNA. Its product is annotated as ATP-binding cassette sub-family A member 7. Lineage: Eukaryota; Metazoa; Mollusca; Gastropoda; Physidae. The record is from RefSeq and is a predicted model, not a curated record.